CUGCUCAGCUGUAGUAGCGUCAUAAAGCCCGGCCUGAAGUAUCGCGAGACUGCGUCACGACACAAGCCUCAGUCAGCUACACAGCGGCAGCCAGGGGACACAGACGGAGGGGAUGGCAGCAGGCAAGCAGUACACAGUGACAUGCACGGCGGUGGGGGACGGGGGAGUCGGCAAAACAUGCCUCAUGCUCACUUUCUUAACAGGAAAAUACCCGGAGUCCUAUCUCCCUGGAUCCAUGGACUGGCACAACGAGUUUGCCCACGUGACUCGAGAGCCGGUCAAGUUUGAAUAUGAAGGGACAUCCGUCUCCCUGAACCUCGUGGACACAGUUGGACUGGACGAAUACCAGAAGUUGCGGGAGAAGGUUUGCCACAACACUGACGUCUACAUGGUGUGCUAUGACGUCACCAACCCGUCCUCCCUGGACCGUGUGGAGCAUCACUGGGUGCCAGAGAUCCGGGACUACUCUCCAACUGCCCCCUUCCUCCUUGUGGGCACCAAGACGGACGCCCGGAACACCAUCACCAAGGACGCUGACCCCAAGUGCCGGUCCAUCCCGGCAGAAGAGGGGAUCCGAAGGGCGGAGGAGCUCGGCGCGUUUGGAUACGUGGAGUGCUCGGCCAAAAGCUCUGUGGGACUGAGACGAGUGUUUGAAAGUGCAGCGUUAGCAUACAUGGACAACUAUGUUCCUUCCGAUACCAAGAAAAAGAGUUGUGUGAUAUCGUAGUCGACGAUGUAACCAUCUGUCACGUCGCCUGCCGUUUCAAGGUGCUGUAUUCAUGCUGGUCUAACAUGUCAUAUCUGGUUCUGUGCGGGUUCCACCAUUGACCGGGCCGCUGUUCAUCCAUGACGUCUAUGGCUAUGACGUGCCAACGAAGUUGGUGUAUCGAGAUACUGUGUACCAUCAAUAUGUCAUGUUCUGUAUGGAUACAAAUAGACGCAAGGAGGAUGUAUUCGCGUAGUGUAAACCAGUUGUCAGGAAAUAUUUCCUAACUUUGCGGAAAUGAGUUCCGCCUUGAAUUUUUAAUUCUUUUCAAUGGUUUGAUAUAAAACCCAUCCCGCCAGCAUCUGUCUUGUAAACGUGACAGCAGGUAGCGCUAUUCGCGUCGUACCUGGCACAGCGACAAACUGUAUUGCUACCUUUCUGUUGUUGACGUGUGUGCAUCUUUGGCUCACCCUCGCUUAUCCAGUGAAUUUCGUGUUUAAAAGUAUAUAAUAAUGGAUAAAUAACACGCUGGAUAAUCGAGGGUAGGCCUCUGAGUAAGACUUAUAUGAAUGUAUCAUUACCUGGUUAUUGAGAGCCUUGUCCUGGUGUUAGGUUUGCUGGUAGAAUACUGCCAGCUUGUCCAUGUGCUACCCGACCACAUGGACCCCUGGACCUGUUACCCUACAAUGUUGUGUUAGACCGCGCUACCAGGGUCUUUUGGAAUACGUGCAUGUGUAUAUAUUGCAGUGUUUGGAAUGUACUCGUACAAGGGUUCAAGACGGCCAUUAUUUUGCUUUUUACGUCUGUACUCCGAGAAUUGACAAUCCAAGAUGGCCCCGACCGUGAUAAGAAGGCCGCCAGACAAAGCUGACACUGAGCUGCACUGUCCGUAUAAGUGUUUGAUUGUUUAAGGACCAAAAAGACCCCAGAUCCGACCUGAUUGUUUAAAGACCAACCAGACCCUCCCAGAUCCGACCUGAUUGUUUAAAGACCAACCAGACCCUCCCAGAUCCGACCUGAUUGUUUAAAGACCAACCAGACCCUCCCAGAUCCGACCUGAUUGUUUAAGGACCAACCCGACCCUCCUCAGAUCCGACCUGAUUGUUUAAAGACCAACCAGACCCUCUCAGAUCCGACCUGAUUGUUUAAGGACCAAAAGACCCCAGAUCCGACCUGAUUGUUUAAAGACCAACUCGACCCUCUCAGAUCCGACCUGAUUGUUUAAGGACCAACCCGACCCUCUCAGAUCCGACCUGAUUGUUUAAGGACCUGAUUGUUUAAGGACCAAAGACCCUCUCCCAGAUCCGACCUGAUUGUUUGAGGAAGUACCCGACCCUCCCAGAUCCGACCCCGACCAAAAGACCCUCCCAGAUCCGACCUGAUUGUUUAAAGACCAACCCGACCCUCCCAGAUCCAGAUCCAACCUGAUUGUUUAAAGACCAACCAGACCCUCCCAGAUCCGACCUGAUUGUUUAAAGACCAACCAGAUCCGACCUGAUUGUUUAAAGACCAACCAGACCCUCCCAGAUCCGACCUGAUUGUUUAAAGACCAACCAGACCCUCACAGAUCCGACCUGAUCAUUUAAGGACCAGCCCGACCCUCCCAGAUCCGACCUGAUUGUUUAAGGACCAACCGGACCCUCUCAGAUCCGACCUGAUUGUUUAAGGACCAACCAGACCCUCCCAGAUCCGACCUGAUUGUUUAAGGACCAACCCGACCCUCUCAGAUCCGACCUGAUUGUUUAAGGACCAACCCUGAUGUAUGGGGAACAAGCCCGACCCUCCCAGAUCCGACCGGAUACAUGAGGACCAACCCGACCUACCCAAAUCCGACUUGAUUGUUUAAGGACCAACCCUGAUGUAUGGGGAACAGCCCGACCCUCCCAGAUCCGACCGGACACAUGAGGAUCAACCCGACCCUCCCAGAGCAUCAAUGUUACUGUACCAACAUACACCAAGAUUAUCAGGACCAAAACGCGUAGAGCUUAUACAAAUAUAUGUCCCAAACACGCUAUUUCUCUCAGACACAGGGCGUGACGUGGUUUGUGUUGCCAACGCUACGACCAGCACAAAGGUGGAAUAUAUCGUCACUUGAAUGGGACGUUUCCUGAUAGUCUGUGCCGGCUGACAUGACAUCAGCGUGUGCAAUGGAGACCGGAAGCCGCGCUAGACAGAUCGGAAAGGCUGCUCACAAAGUCCUGGCAAUGUUUGAUUUGUUGUGUACACAUUCUGGACAUAUGCAUCAUUGCAACGAAGACAGCUUGAGACGAAGAGUUAAAUUUUAAUUCGAACUACGUGUAUGUUAUGAUAUUGAAUUCAACCAAUGUUAUAUUUUACGUUAUAUCGGAAUAACUUAAUGUAUAGUGUUGUAUGUGAAACAUUUGUAAUAAAUAUAAAUUUUCCAUGAA
This is a messenger RNA of Haliotis rubra (blacklip abalone), 3114 nucleotides long. Its product is annotated as cdc42 homolog. Gene Ontology annotation, biological process: small GTPase-mediated signal transduction. The coding region runs from base 113 to 727 and encodes 204 amino acids. Gene Ontology annotation, molecular function: GTP binding; GTPase activity. The transcript has 3 exons. Lineage: Eukaryota; Metazoa; Mollusca; Gastropoda; Lepetellida; Haliotidae. The record is from RefSeq and is a predicted model, not a curated record.